AAUUGUUCUCUUAGUCUAAAGUAAGUGGGCUUUAAGUAGCUAUUUCUCAUUUGUGCUGGCCGCCACUCAAGCCUUUUUCUCUCUUGUGUGUGAUGCUGUUGCUCCGCUGUUUUCUCAUUGCUGUUUUUAUCAUUGCAUUUUUUGACUUUAUUGGAUCCUCAUUUUCACAUUUGGGCUCCCUUUUCACAUAUGGGCAGGUACAAGAGAAUUCUACCUCAACAACGACCAUUGCAACCACCACAACAACAACUACCACCUCUACCACAACAACCACCAGCAGCUCGACGACAACCACUACUACUACACGUGUCAGAAAAUUUAUAGCAGCCGCUGUCCACUCUCACUUCGAUGACUGCCCCGACUCCCACAGCCACUUCUGUUUUCACGGCACGUGCCGCUUUCUCAUCCUGGAGGAAACACCUGCAUGUGUAUGUCAUCCUGGCUUUAUGGGUAUGCGAUGUGAACAUGCAGACCUCUUGGCAGUGGUGGCGUCUAACCACAGGCAGCAGACUGUGGCCACCAUGCUGGUGUUAUGUGUGGUGGGCAGUGUCCUACUCAUGCUGCUCUGCACUUUACUAAAUUGUUGGUGGAGACGGGGUGGUUGUGGGCGAGGUAACACCAUUUCGUGUUGGUCGGAGAAGCCUAGGAGUAUUCUGACGGGUGGGACAUCCUGCUGUCACUCAGAAACAGGUAUUUUAGUGCUGUAUUUCCAUUUUUACUACAUCUUUUUGCUGAGCUUUAGGGUGAUGUGUUAUAUGUCAUGUGGUGCCUAAUUAUGAUCAUCAAUAGGGGGUGUUCGCAUACUGAGACCAGCAUAUGUGCGAGGCCUUUAACUUUUAAUGGCAUAUGAUUUGUCUUUGCUCAAGGGUUUAAGCUGUUAGUUUAGCCAUCUGUUGUCACUCUGUCCUUAGACUGUCAAUGAACAUGAGACCAAUGAGAGUGUAGGAUAUGGUAACUUCAGUUGGUCAGGGUGAAACAUUUUAUCAUUUAAAAAAAAAAAAAGAACAGCGUUUAUUUGGAAUAGAAAUCUUUUGUAAAAAUGUAAAACUCUUUUCUAUCACUUUUGAUAAACUUAAUGCGACCUUGUGGAAUACAAGUAUUAAUUUAUUUUUAAAAAAAUCAUACUGACC
Messenger RNA from Rhinichthys klamathensis goyatoka, 1130 nucleotides. It is a transcript of the gene tgfa, whose product is annotated as transforming growth factor, alpha. The transcript has 5 exons. Lineage: Eukaryota; Metazoa; Chordata; Actinopteri; Cypriniformes; Leuciscidae. The record is from RefSeq and is a predicted model, not a curated record. Bases 93 to 773 code for a protein of 226 amino acids. Gene Ontology annotation, biological process: positive regulation of mitotic nuclear division; epidermal growth factor receptor signaling pathway; positive regulation of cell population proliferation.